CAGGACUUGAAUCCGAGCCCUCUGCCUUCGCGUCUGGUGCGCCGCCGAGUCUUUGACUGCCGCAGAGCGAUGGAGGCGCUCCCCGCCCUGCGCGCCAUCGAGGACGGCGUGAUCUCGGAGAACCUCCUGCGGGCCCUCACCCUGGACGACCUGCGCAGCCUGAGCCCGUGCGAUGGCCGCCUGGCGCGGCUGCUGACCGGCAGCCGCUGCUGGUUCCGCGCGGCCUCCGCCGAGGCGCCCUUCCUCCGCCUGGAGGCCUCCUGGUUCUCGGGGCCAGAGCGCGCUGGCCUGCUCCGCGCGCUGCGCGCCCUGAGGAGGUCCGUUCCAGCCCGCGGCCUCUGCGCGCCGCUGGGCUCGGCGGGCCAGGUCAAGGAGCUGGCCGGGGCCGUGACGGCCGCCGUCCUCGCCGCGGCCCACGACGCGGCGCGCCCGGGGAGCUUCGCGGCGCCAGUGGUCGGCCUGCUCCGCUGGCCGGACGGGGCCGCGCUGCGGGGCGCGCUGUCGCCGCGCGAGCCGAAGCCAGAGGCG
This is a messenger RNA of Prorocentrum cordatum, 528 nucleotides long. NCBI's taxonomy places the organism in Eukaryota, Dinophyceae, Prorocentrales, Prorocentraceae. The record is from the annotation of a GenBank genome assembly.